AACUCAGAAUCUUCUCACUGUAAUUCAGCUGAACUCACAUCUCCUGUCAAUAUGUCCUACAACCGCUGCUCUGGAAAAUUCUGUCUCUCCCUUGGGGACCACCUGUGCUAUUCAGGCUCCUCCUGUGGCUCUUCUUAUCCAGCAACCUGGUCUACUGGUACUGGUACUGACCCCUGCUCUCCCACUACCUGCCAGCUGGGCUCCUCUCUCUACAGUGGUUGUCAGGAGACCUGCUGUAAACCCACUAGGUAUCAGACAUUCUAUGUGCUGUCUAGACCUAGCCAGAUAUCCUGCUACCACUCAAGAACCUCCACACUCUGCAGGCCCUCUCACACAACUUAUUCUGGGUCUCUAGGUUUUGGGUCCAGCAACAGCUGCUCCCUGGGCUAUGGAUCUGGAAGCUCCUACUUACCAGGCUGUGGUUCCAGUAGCUUCAGACCCGUGGCUUGCAGAGUCUGUGGUUUCCCUUCUCUAAACUAUGGAUCUAGAUUCUGCUACCCAUCCUACUUCACUUCUGGGAACUUCCAGUCUUGUUACAGACCAACCUGUGGAUCUGACUCCUACUGA
This is a messenger RNA of Lagenorhynchus albirostris (white-beaked dolphin), 567 nucleotides long. Its product is annotated as keratin-associated protein 13-1-like. The transcript has a single exon. Bases 52 to 567 code for a protein of 171 amino acids. NCBI's taxonomy places the organism in Eukaryota, Metazoa, Chordata, Mammalia, Artiodactyla, Delphinidae. The record is from RefSeq and is a predicted model, not a curated record.